AUGAAGAGGAUACGACCCUCACGAUGGAGCGGCCAAUUGCUCCAGGCCCGACGUGGCGCCGGCAUCGCAGCAGCUAGACAGCCCUUCCUCCUCGCCGCCCGACCUCAAUCGACGUCCUCGGCCGCUGCGCACGACUCUUCUUCUACUUCUACACCCAUCGACUCUCCUCCUCCUCUCCCCGCUCCCUCAUUCUCUCGAGCUGCCCAGUCGGCAAAGCUCGCCGCCCUACACGCCCGACUCUCCCUCUCGAAAAAGAUCCCGUUACAGACGCUGGCCAGGGCGUUGGUGACGCCGUCCGCGGACGCCAAUCCCAACUUCAACAACACAAACCUGGCGUAUCUGGGGAGCACAAUCGUCAACUACCAUGUCCUCGAGUACCUCGUCUGCAAGUGGCCCCGCCUGCCCAUGGCAAUCUUAUACGAAGCCCUGAGGGCCUACGCUGGUGACGCCUCGCUGCAGCAGGUCGCCAGGAGAUGGGGUGUUGAGUCUGCGGCUGCCCCGGGAGAGGAGGUCGAUCCGGGUCUGCUGCAGUGGAAGGCAGGCGAGGAUCAGUUGGUGAACACACGGUGGGGCUACGUCCGUUCUGACAAGGCUCCCGCCUGGAGACGAGGAUUGAGCAGUCGUGUGGUUCUAGACAACGACUUUGGCGAUCAGGUCAGCAGUCUCGAGGCCGAGAAGCCGGAGUUCGACACCCUCCAGAGCGAGGCAUUUGGAUCCGUUGUCCAAGCUGUGAUUGGCGCCAUCUACACCCACUGCGGCCGUGAGGAGGUCAAGGCUUUUGUUAAAUCUCACAUCUUAUCUCGAGAGCUCGAUCCCUCAACACUCUUCGAGUUCAAGCUCCCAACCCGCGAACUGGCCAUGCUGUGUGCCCGAGAGGGCUUCGAGGCCCCCGUCGCUCGUCUGGAGAGCGAAACUGGUCGAUUGUCCCGCACUCCCGUUUACGUGGUGGGAAUCUACAGCGGCAAGGAGAAGCUGGGAGAGGGCGCCGGCCCCAGCCUGGAUGUGGCCAGGAGACAGGCGUCCAUGGCAUCGCUCAAAGCCUGGUACCUAUACAGUCCUGGAAACAAAGUGCGGGUGCCCAGCGACAUGAUGGAGGAGGGCGCCAAGCCCUGGAAAGCACCAUAUAUUGACAUUGGUGAAAUCAUCUAA
Trichoderma harzianum CBS 226.95 is the source of this 1149-nucleotide messenger RNA. RefSeq lists its product as hypothetical. Gene Ontology annotation, molecular function: ribonuclease III activity; double-stranded RNA binding. The coding region runs from base 1 to 1149 and encodes 382 amino acids. The record is from RefSeq and is a predicted model, not a curated record. Gene Ontology annotation, biological process: primary miRNA processing; rRNA processing; regulation of gene expression. Lineage: Eukaryota; Fungi; Ascomycota; Sordariomycetes; Hypocreales; Hypocreaceae. Gene Ontology annotation, cellular component: nucleus. The transcript has a single exon.